Messenger RNA from Symbiodinium sp. CCMP2592, 477 nucleotides. The record is from the annotation of a GenBank genome assembly. NCBI's taxonomy places the organism in Eukaryota, Dinophyceae, Suessiales, Symbiodiniaceae.
AUGGAAACUACAAAAACGCAUGCAAACUUUGCGCUACCUUUCUGCAGAAGCAGCCAGCACAUGCGCUCGUUCGAGCGCUUCACGCUAUUGCGCUGGAGCGCUGCGGUCGGAAAGACGAGGCGGUGCAGCUCUGCCAAGAGACUGUCAACGCCGGUGCUGCGGCCUCCAGCGGAGCUGCGUUCAUGGACGAGACCUGUCUCAACACGCUACAGGUGGCUUUCAGACGCUGCAGGAACUGGGAGGCUGUCGCUGAGAUGUACGAGGCUGCCUACAACAGGGAGCCGGACAUGGAAGAGUAUGGAUCGUUUCUCUUCUACACGUACAAUCGCUUGCAUCAGUUUGCAAAGGCGCAGCAGGUGGCUACCAAGAUGUACGCCAAGUUCAAGAAGGUUCAGCACCUUCUUUGGGUCAUUUCCAGCAUUCUUCUGCAAGUUCGUUUCGGUGGGCCGCAAAAGAUGUUGGACCUUGCAGCGAUGA